AUGAAUAAGUUCUUCAUUUUCAUCUUCUUAUGCACCCUCUCACUUUCGACAAGCGUUCCUGUUCGUGACAUUGACAGGAACGUCCUCCGAUCUGGCACCAACUACUACAUCUUGCCAGUCAUCCAUGGCAACGGUGGCGGCAUUACUCUAGCCCCCGGAAGAAACCAACCAUGUCCAAAUGACGUGGCACUAGAAAACAACGAAAAAAGUAACGGGUUACCCAUGAGGUUUGUACCGGCCGCCAACUCAAGCAAAGAUAAUAUAAUUCACGAAUCCGUUGAUCUUAACAUCGUGUUCUCGGUUGCUGGUAAAUGUAUUCCCACCCCGGUUUGGCGGGUUGAGAAUUAUGAAGGAGGGCGGAUUCUAUCAAGCCAUGGGAUGGUUGGAAGUCCGGGAGUGAAAACCAGGUUCAAUUGGUUCAAGAUUGAAAAGUAUGAGAAUGACUACUACAGGCUGGUGUUCUGCCCCUCGGUGUGUCAAGAGUGUGUUUGUGCAGAUAUUAGCUCCACUAUUGCUAAGAAUGGGCGAAGAGUUCUGGUUUUACAUGACAUUAAUAUUCCUCUUAAGGUCAAGUUCAAGAAGGCUUGA
Molecule: messenger RNA, 588 nt
Organism: Erigeron canadensis
Lineage: Eukaryota; Viridiplantae; Streptophyta; Magnoliopsida; Asterales; Asteraceae
Product: kunitz trypsin inhibitor 5-like
Exons: 1
Coding region: 1-588 (195 amino acids)
Molecular function (GO): endopeptidase inhibitor activity
Source: RefSeq, a predicted model, not a curated record